AUGAUGUUGCUCAAGUACUCCGCUGCCGUUGCAGCUUUCGCCCUCUGUGGCCAGGUUAGCGCUGGGCCUUGUAAGCCGAUUACUCGUGUCACGAGCUCAAGCUUGGGAACCUCCAGUACGGCUGCGACCGAAGCUUCUCUGACUGCUACGAACUCGCUCUCGACUGAGACCUCGGCAACGAUUGACACUUCGUUGGCCGCCACGUCUGUGGAAAGCUCGGCGACGACUGUUUCUUCUGAGGCCUCAAGCACUACUGGCGAUUACUCCACUUUGUUCACCUCAACGACCGAAACCGCGACCCUUGACGCAACUACCACCGAGUUCGUUUCUACCAGCACCGAGGCCUCCGAUGUCUCUACGACAGCAACUGCGACGACCUCUGCUGCGCCAGUGUGCGAGUUCACAGGAGACUACACCAACUACGUCCAAAACCCUUCUUUCGAUGAUCUAGACGGCAAUGGACAGCCCACUGUCGAACCGUGGAUCAUGCUCGGCGUCUCAUCUCUGACAACCAACAACCCCAGAACAGGAGCCCACUCUAUGGCAUAUUCUUACCCCGACGCCGCAAUCGGAGGAAGCUCAGCCAUCCUCCAACAACUUACCAAUACCGUCGCCGGCCAUGAAUACAUCUUCAAGUAUCACUGGGUCCUCAUCGAAGGACAACCUCUCCAAUCAGAGGAGUGUCGAAUCGGUACAUUCGCUGGCUCUGAGGGUGCGAACUCGCAGUUCUUUUCUGUCGAUGGCGAUCAGGAAAUUGUGCAGGGUCAGUACUAUGAGCAGGAGUAUCGCAUUACUGCCGAGAACGAUAACCAGAGAUUGUCGAUUGGGUUCUUUUGCAGCAGCCAGCCGUCAGCGGGAACGGUCAAGAUUCAGAUUGAUGAUGUUUCUGUUUAUGACUACUAUGAGGGCUGUGAAAGUCCUUGA
This is a messenger RNA of Fusarium oxysporum Fo47, 924 nucleotides long. RefSeq lists its product as uncharacterized. The transcript is spliced from 2 exons. Lineage: Eukaryota; Fungi; Ascomycota; Sordariomycetes; Hypocreales; Nectriaceae. The record is from RefSeq and is a predicted model, not a curated record. The coding region runs from base 1 to 924 and encodes 307 amino acids.